Messenger RNA from Eurytemora carolleeae, 1311 nucleotides. RefSeq lists its product as uncharacterized. The transcript is spliced from 10 exons. NCBI's taxonomy places the organism in Eukaryota, Metazoa, Arthropoda, Copepoda, Calanoida, Temoridae. The record is from RefSeq and is a predicted model, not a curated record. The coding region runs from base 87 to 668 and encodes 193 amino acids.
CACUGUGGCUUCUAAAAAUUCAUAUAUUUAGAGAUUUAGCAAACCUGUUAGCAUUUCAGCCCGGAAUACUUUCUGUCCUGGCUACUAUGCCUACAGAUGUUGUUGUUAUAUUUUUAACUGGACACCUGGAUCUGCUGGACAUGAUUCCAGCGUCUGCUAAGGGUAUACUCAAGAGGGUUAUGCAACAAAAGGAAUUACUCAGAGCAAUACCCAUAGAACUCCAUGUUAAGCUUGCGAGGAAAAAGAUUGUUCAAGAGAUCGUAGAUAAAUAUACUCUUUUGGAUAUCCUGGAAGCACAUCCUACACUCAUAGCAAGAGUUGACCCGGAACUAAUUGGACCCUAUCUAAAGUUCCUUGAGGAUCCUUGGUUCAAGGAACGUCUGCCAUGUGAGACAGUGCGUGCUGCAACUAAUCAUCCUACUCUACUCUCUUUAAUACCAGAUAGAAACCUGGCCCAGAUAAUAACCUGUCGUCAUAUUGUCUCCUGCAUUGAGAGAAAGGAACUUGAAAGACUUUUAGCAGUGUCUAACCUUGGUUCGAGGCUCAAACUUUCGACACUGAUGGUGACGGCCAGUAAUCUAAGAUUGUCUCAGCUUUCACUCAGAGCAGCCCUAAACUUUGUUACUAAGCAGGUUCCUCAGUCCAACUCUCAGCUCUUCUUCAAUUAGAAACCUUAAAUCUUCAAUCUUUUCAUGAUAAACCAAUCAAUUAUAUUUAAAGAAUAUUAGUUUAUUCAUCAAUGGAACUUUCCUUUCGUUAACUUAUAUUUCCUGAAAAUGAUAUAGAUAUCUGGAUUAGUAUUUAAGGACCUAUUAAUGGUUACCAAAAAGAAAUAUCGGUUCUUUGAAUCCUGAGAAGAACGGAGCAACCGUAAUGAGCUGAGUACAGAUUUAGUUCUCCUGUUGUUGUUUUUUACAAACUGGCAUAAUUAAACAUAAUUUUCUUGCCAAAAUCAAUUUAUAUCCAUUAAGAUACUGAGCAUUUUUUAUAAUUAAUAUAAUCUUAUCUAUUUAGGAUGUUUUAUAUGAAAUUUUAGUUUGUUGCAAAGUCAAUAUAUUAUGUGAUAAUUAUCAUGAAAGGGUCAGGGAAUAUCUUUUAAAAAUAGCUUCUCUGAUUGACUGUUGAAAAUGUGUUACCCAUGACCCUUGUUAAAAAACUUGGAUGUAUUGUAUUUUCGUAAAAAACAUCAAUAAUAUGUGUGUGUACUGUGUACCAUACAUGAAUGUAAUAACACAAAUAUGUAAGGAAAAGAUUAAAAAUAACAUUAUUUUUUAGAUUAUUUAUUAAAAAUUAAAUGCAUUUUAUUUUCAA